Molecule: messenger RNA, 2895 nt
Organism: Cotesia congregata
Lineage: Eukaryota; Metazoa; Arthropoda; Insecta; Hymenoptera; Braconidae
Source: the annotation of a GenBank genome assembly
AGUGGCGGUGGAGGCGGAGGAAGAGACGGCGGAGGAGAUGACUCAGACGAGGAUACCCAGUGCGCAUUGAGCGAGAAUUGGACCUUCGAAAAGAAAACGCGAAGAUGGUCACGAAUCUGCGAUAUAAGUCAAGCAAAUGUCGAGCGAUUGCAAGCGAUAGCCGCGGGGCAGCUUCCCUGUCCGGAUGAUUCACUGGAAGACCGUCUUGAGACUGACGACCCCGAGGAAACAAUGAUAGUCCACGGAAGUGUCAGAUUCGAGACCAUCUCCAGCACCCCUAAUUCCGACGACAUGAGUCCCAAGUUCCGUAGAACCGGAUCCGAGCGUCUCCGCGACGGAGCCAAGGCAUUUUUACGCCGGGUCGAGUCUCUUAAAUCGCGACGUCGCAAGCGGCAAAACCGCGAGGGAGUUGUGAUCAGCGGUCCCCAGGUUCUGGACGUGAUUUCCAUGCAGCAGAAAAUGAAAGACCUCAAUUGCGUAGAUGUCUCUCCCACAGGACUUGCUCCUGUGUCUUUUGGCGAGGGAUUUUUGCUGCCCUCUCCAAACCCACCGUCUUCACCGGUAACUAUGCCGAACUCGCCGUACCACUUGCCGAGCAACUUGAUGACCAACACGAGCAGUCCUUUCGGGGACGACUCGUCCAGUUACUGCUCAGACGGUUCUCAAAGCGGGACAAACACCCACACCAUCACGAGCUCCUCGACAACUGGAUCAACCAAAACAAAAUUCAACAAAGCCAAAAGAUUCCUCUACCGCGGCGGCGGCGGCGGCGGCGGAAUGAAGGAAGACCAAGGCACGUUGAGCGAUUCCGAGUGCCAGCCCUCGAACUGGCGACACAAGUACCUGAAGGAUGCCAACAGCAAUCACACUAAAGUACUGGAGUACUUGACCAGUCAGUCGCCAGCUCCUGUUGGAGGAACUACUCACUCUCCGUCGAUUAGCACCAGAGGUGGCAGUCUAAAUCUCGGCAAAGAUUCUCAGCGGUAUCGCGAGAAAAUUACUGGCCAGUCGAAGCUCAACGACAAGGAGCUCAAGGUCGUUGCUCUGAAACGCGAGGAUAAGUUCCACAGGAGCUUCCGGCAUGCUCACGAUGACUUGGUGAUCGAUCGGAAGCAGCAGGCGAUGCUGAUAAAGCACCACCAGCAGCAUCAGCAGCAACAAGUCACUGUUUAUCGGGAAAAAUCGCGGUCAAGGAGCUCCGAACUGGCGGCCAGUCAGGAGAGCAGCUCGACGAUGGCCAGUCGGGAUUCUGAUCCAGAGGAUGAGUCACCCAGGCACAAGGGGACUGUUGUUAGGUGGCACAGUUUCCAGCGCGGGUCCCUCUAUCCGGAACCGCUGGAUCCACUUUGUCCGCGCGCUAUGGCCUCCAUGUCUUGCGGGCAGCUCCUUGUUCUGAGAAAACUUGCUCUGCUUAAGCUGACCGCAUGCAUGGAGCGCUACUGUCCAACUCAUCGGACUGGCUGGAAUUGGGAACUGCCGAAGUUUAUCAGGAAAAUAAAGACCCCUGAUUAUAAAGACAAAACGGUGUUUGGUGUUCCGCUUUUACUGUCCCUGCAGAGGACUGGCCAGGCGCUGCCCAAGUGCAUUCAGAUUGCGCUGAGGUGGUUGAGGGCAAACGCGCUUGAUCAGGUGGGAAUUUUCCGCAAGAGCGGAGUUCGUUCCAGGAUUCAGAAGCUUAAAGCUAUGACGGAAGUACAGGGGGACAAUAUUAAUUUUGAUGGCCAACAGGCGUUUGAUGUUGCGGAUCUUGUUAAACAGUAUUUCCGUGAAUUGCCUGAAGCUUUGUUGACUAAUAAAUUGUCCGAGACGUUCAUUGCUAUUUUUCAACAUGUACCGGUUGAUCUGAGACCUGAUGCGGUGCAAUCGGUUCUGCUGCUACUGCCGGAUGAACAUAGAGAGGCGCUGGAAACUCUUCUGGAUUUUUUGAAUCAUGUGGCCAGUAAUUCACCGUAUAAUCAAAUGACUGCGUCUAAUUUGGCGGUUUGUCUUGCUCCAAGCUUGUUUCAUCUUAAUCAUAAUAACUCGAAUAGUAAUAAUCGGUCGUCCAGUGUGUCACCGAGGAGAAGGAAGACUGUUGGGAUUCCAGAUCAACGGGAAUUGUCGGAAAAUAAAGCGGCACAUGAUUGUCUUCUUUAUUUGGUUAAAAUGCAUCGUGAAUUGUUCAUGGUUUCAUCGGAUAUGUUGACACAGUGUCACUUUAAUUACAUGGAAGAGAGCGUUCCCGUUGGCUUAGAAGAAUUGGGCUCUGAAAUGAAACAAGACUGGCGUGGUUACAUGUAUGUCUGUACAACUGCUUUAUUGAAAGAAGCACGUGAAAAAAGCCGUGGUUGGGUAACAGUAAGCAAUCCAGCAGACAGCAGCGUCGAAAUGGCGUACAAAAAAGUAGGAGACGGCCACCCUUUGCGCUUAUGGCGAGUAUCAACGGAAGUAGAAGCACCUCCUCAUGAAUUACUCCACCGAGUAUUGCGCGAACGUCACAUCUGGGAUCCUCAACUACUGAAGUACCGUAUGGUGAAAAAACUGGACGCUAAUGCGGAGAUAUUUCAGUACGCAGCGGGUAACAUGAGUCCAUUACCGGCGCGAGAUUACUGUGUCCUGAGAACCUGGAGAACGGACUUACCGAAGGACGCCUGUGUAAUUGUCGAAACAUCAGUCCAGCAUCCAGACGCCCCGGUGAUGCUGGGAGGGACUCGCGGAAUAGUCCUGGCGUCACGUUAUCUCAUCGAGAAGAGCGGAAGUGGAAAAUCACGUAUCAUGCAUUUGUCACGAGUCGACACCAAGGGUCGGACGCCAGAGUGGUAUAAUAAAAGCUACGGUCACAUUGCCGCUCUUUAUUUAAGUAAAAUACGUAAUUCAUUCAAGCACUCAUCCGAUGGCCCCGAAAGUAAAGUCUGA